Messenger RNA from Dermacentor silvarum, 4809 nucleotides. RefSeq lists its product as uncharacterized. The transcript has 8 exons. The annotation marks the transcript as partial. Gene Ontology annotation, cellular component: plasma membrane. Lineage: Eukaryota; Metazoa; Arthropoda; Arachnida; Ixodida; Ixodidae. The record is from RefSeq and is a predicted model, not a curated record. Gene Ontology annotation, molecular function: metalloendopeptidase activity. Gene Ontology annotation, biological process: protein processing.
CUACUACUACUACUACUACUACUACUACUACUACUACUACUACUACUACUACUACUUAGGAUCACGUUUCCCAGCCGAUCUUCUGGCCGCAUCGAGGCUCGCGUCCGCACCAGUUCUCGCUGCCCCGAUUCGAGCGCCGUAGACUGCCAAGAGCACUUGGGCGCCAUGGCGAGCAAGACACCAGCGUCACAAGGCAGCGCCCAGCAGCAGAAAAAGAAGCGUCACAAACAGCAGCAGCAUCCCAUGAUGAAGAGCAACAAGGCACCCGAUAAAAGCCAAACAAGAGAGAAGCUACCACUGCCAGACCAACAGGCGUCGUCAUCGACAGCACCUCGUGAUCGAGCGAAGAAAACGUUGGUGGCCAUCGUCAUACUCUUGCCGCUUGGCUUUAUCAUCGUGAUUAUUAGCGUGACGUUGCUCGUUAGGUGGUUUUACACUCUCAAGGUUGGCACGUGCACUACGCCCGGAUGCAUAGAGCACGCAAAGGCGCUCAGAAACGCCAUGAACUCCUCGGUCCAGCCGUGCUCCGACUUCUACAGCUUCUCGUGCGGCUCGUGGAAGCCCGUCGGUCGCCACCGUUCCAUGAUCGAACAGAUUUUUGCCCGCUCGUUCCGCAUCGCGGUCGAGGAGCUGGAGAGGAACGCCAACGACUCCGACCUUCCCAUUGCGCAGCUGUACUUCCAAAGCUGCCUGGCCGAACGCUCAGACACUUCGUUGAAGGAGGAGGUCCGCAAAUUCGCGCAGUUCAAGCGAGAUCUCGGCCUCUUGUGGCCCGAAGAAUGGCCCGAGAAAAGCAAUGUGUCCGUGCCCCCGCUCAAGGUGCUGAUAAAUCUGACCGUUAACUGGAACGUCAACUUGAUCUUCAACGUACGCGCCAUGCCAGGGUACAAGGGCCGGCCCAGGGCACUCUUCAUCCAGCGAGGACGGGUGAAUCCCAAAUGGUCGCUUGAGGCGGCCGAAAUGACCCGGUCGAUCAAAGAACACUGCGACUACUUAGAAGCCCCUGCGCCUACGCCGGAACAGUUGAAGGAGGUAACGGAUGCGUACCAAGCUGUGGUCAAUGCAACCCUGAGCUUCACGCCAGAACCUAGUGAUGAGAAGAAGACGGUGUUGAAGGAUAUUGACGAACAUACGAAGUCCAAGAAAGACAAGUGGCAGCUAUAUCUGAACGAGAUGUACUCUCCCGAUUUCAAUUGGCAACCCGACGACGUCGUGUUAGUCCAGCAUCCCGACAUACUCGAACACCUCCGCACAUUGCUGGACGGAAACACGGACCAGUCGCUCCGGUUGGGGAUCGCGUGGGUGCUUCUCCGCAUGAACCUCUGGACAAUCGUCGGAAAUCCGCGUCUUCGUUACAAAGGCUCUGAUAUCGAGCUCGCAGUGAGAAGAAAAACUGCCUGCCUUUUUCACGUGGCAGCCACAUUCGGCCUGGUUGUCGCGACCCGUCACCUGCGCGCACGCUUUUCACAACAAGUACGCGGGCACUUGGGUUCCGUCUUCGAAAAUGUCAAAUCCCAGUACCAAAGAGACUUCGCCGACGCGACAUGGAUCGAUGACUCGGUCAAGACAAAGCUGAGAGCCAAGAUGUCCGAAAGCUUAGACCUCGACUCUCUGCCCGGCAGCGCAUUCUUCUCCAACUUUACCACCGGGCCAUUAUACAAGGAUUUCCCGAAGGAGUCGGCUGGCUCGUUUUUCGACAACUUCGUCAACAUUGCCAAGGCUUUUCGCAAGAAGCUGGCGUCGGACGAAUUCAUCACCACCUUCUCCAAAAGGUUGGGCGAUGGUCAUGUGGCCACUUCGUACAGCUACUAUUACAACAGCGUCUACUUUGCAGUCGGGGCGCUCGAGGCGCCGCUCUUCCACGUCGACGGCAUCUUCGCCAUCACAUACGGCUCGCUGGGGACCUUGCUGGCCAGUUCCAUGGCUCGGGCGUUCGACAAACGAGGCAUCAAGUACGACAAAGGAGAGGAAUCUCUUUGGUGGAGCUCGGGCCGUGACGCCUACGACGAGCGCUUUAAGUGCGACCUCAAAGGGGGCGCGUCUCGCUCCGGCCACGACGCCGCUCCCACCAGCCCGCUGUUCUUGUCCGUGCUGGGCUUGAGGGCCUCGUACGCAGCGUACCGCGCGGCCAUCAAGGCCACGCGCACAUUGGACAUCUUCCGGCUCAAGGGUCUGGAGACGUACACUGACGACCAAGUGUUCUUCAUGACGUACUGCCUCAUGACUUGCGCCAAGGGCAGCACCGGCGACGACUGCAACGUGCCGGUUCGCCAGUCGGACAAGUUCGCCUACGCCUUCCAGUGCGCUGACGACACGCCCAUGAACCCCAGCAAGAAGUGCAUACGAGCAGUUGUCUCCAUGGCUUACAGGUCGGGCCCAAGGCAUGAUGAAAGCUCCAAGGUGCACCACAAGCACCGGAAGAUGUCCCAGUCCGCCUCGAGCCAUUCAUCACGGUCUUCCAAGGCGACCUCGACGGCCUCUUCCUCACAAACCAAACACAAUGACUUCCGCUUCUACCACACGCGUGGGGCAGAAGACCGGUCACUGCGUGACGAGAUGCGUCGGCUCCGCAACCAUAAACUACCCACCGUCUGUAUGCGAGCUCGGGAGUUCAUGGACAAAGCUGAUGCUACGGGCCAACUGUCCGUGGCUAUGCUCAAUGUACAGAGCCUCAACGCACACCACCUGGAUGUUACCGGCGACAACGAUCGAGACAGCAAGACUGGUGAUCGAGAUGCCUUGCCAACAACGCAAUCGUCACGACGGCAGAGCAGCUCUUCACGUAUACACUCGCGCAAGGGAAACCCGCACACCGCCAUCGCGUUGUUCCUGGCAGCGCUGGCUGUGGCCGGUGGCGUGCUGCUCAUCAGCAGAUGGCUGGCCUACGAACCCGUCGUGGGCUUCUGUGAAACUCCCGAUUGCCGGAAACACGUCGAAGAGCUGAAGGCCGCCAUAGACCUCAGAGUCGAUCCGUGCACAGACUUCUACAAGUUCGCCUGCGGUUCCUGGAAGCCCUCGGGCAAGGAGAAAUCCCUGCUAGCUCGCGUCUUCGCCUCGUCGGCCGCCACAGCGAUGGAGGAGAUGCAGGCAGAUCCGCAGCUUUCCGUGGUGCCGACGGCACCCCAGUACUACCAGAGCUGCAUCGGGGCCCGCACUGAUUUAGACAGCGAGCUGGAGAUCUUCAAGAAUUUUAAGCACGACCUAGGCCUCGACUGGCCCGAAAAGGAGCAGAACGGCGUGGUCGAUCCGUUGACGCUGCUGCUGAACUUGAGCAUAAACUGGAACUUUCACGUGUUCUUUAACCUGCGAGCCAUGCCGGUGUACAGAAGGAGAAGCCAGACGCUGUACAUGAGGCGCGGCUUAAUGUCACCCAAAUGGCAGGACCUGAGCGAACCGCGAAAGUGGACGGCGAACGUCCGGGAACACUGCAGACAUCUGAAGGCCAACCUUCCGAGCAGCGCCUACGCGGAACUGGAAGCGGUGGUCAAGGAUCUCAUGAACGCCGCCAUCAGCGUCCCGCCGGAUGCCACCAACGACACCAAGUUUACGCUGAACGACAUCGAGCACUUCAUACAGCCCUCUUCGAGCUGGUGGCGGGACCGGUUGAACGAACUCCAUGGGCCCCAGUUCAGGUGGACGCUGUACAGUCCAGUGGCGCUCGAGGACGCCACCAUCCUCCAGAAACUCGACCGCCUGGUGAAAAACUACGCAGAAAAAAGGGCGUCUCUGCUUACCGGGUUAGCAUGGGUGUUUGUCCGGCAGAACUUGUGGCUGAUCGCCGGAAAGCCGGAGCUGAUCCUCGAGGUCGACGCCUCUGCGCUCCGUAUGGCCAUGAAGAAGGCCUGCCUCAACUACGUGCAGUCGUAUUUCGGGCUGCUCAUCUCGGCCAGACACAUAUACGAGCGCUACAACUCUACCGUCCGCGCCUCGCUGCAACGAUUUUACGACUUCAUCAAGAUGGAGGUGAGGCAGCAGUUCCGCGGCAGCCGUUGGAUCGAGGAGACGGUCACGGCGAAGGCGAUCGCCAAGCUGGACGAGCUGAGCUUCAACGCGAUGCCCGACGACCGCUUCUUCUCGAAGAUCGAUUUGAACCAGCUGUACAAGAACUUCCCCAGGAUCCGCGGCCAGUUCGUGGAGAACUUCAUCGCCAUAGCCAAGGCGUAUCGCCAGGUCAUCGGCGAGGACAGCUUCAUCACCAUCUUCUCGAAGCGGCUCGGAGGCGGCGACGCGAGUCGCUACAACUAUUACUACAACAUCGCCUACGUGGCGCUGGGCGCCAUGGAGCCGCCGAUUCUGUACAGCGAAGGCACGCCGGCCAUGCAGUACGGGUCGCUGGGCCUGAUGUUGGCGCAGUGCAUGGUGCGCUCGUUCGACGGCCGCGGCGCGUUCGUCAACAAGGGUGGCGACAACGAGGCAUGGUGGGGGGCGUCGGAGGAGUACCAGAAGCGCGUCAACUGCGACUUCUUGUACGGGCAGGGUGGCCCGAGCGGCGGGCCUGGCUCGCGGCGCCAGUCAGUGCUGUUCCCGCUGGUGACCGGGCUGGCCGUCACGUACGCCGCGUACCGAAGCGAAGUAACGUUGCAGUACCAGAGCAAGUACGCCGUCGACGAGCUUCGUCUGCGGGGCCUGGACAACUUCUCGGAAGACCAGCUGUUCUUCCUGACCUACUGCCUGACCACCUGCGCUGCCAACAGCAGUGGCGAAGCGUGCAAUGUGCCCCUCAGGCACUCGCUCAACUUUGCCGCCGCUUUCCGCUGCACGUUGAAUAGCCCGAUGAACCCAUCGAAAAAGUGCCGGUUUUUCGAUUGA